Messenger RNA from Chelmon rostratus (copperband butterflyfish), 1590 nucleotides. It is a transcript of the gene glt1d1, whose product is annotated as glycosyltransferase 1 domain containing 1. Bases 204 to 1235 code for a protein of 343 amino acids. Lineage: Eukaryota; Metazoa; Chordata; Actinopteri; Chaetodontiformes; Chaetodontidae. The transcript is spliced from 12 exons. Gene Ontology annotation, molecular function: glycosyltransferase activity. The record is from RefSeq and is a predicted model, not a curated record.
CGGUGCUAGCUAAUGAGCUAGGCGCAUGGUGCCCACGCCUAGCCACGGCUUUUACGUGCAGCUCGCAGGCAUGGGCUCAGGAAAUGUGUUAAGAGUUCAGGUUAGCGAGCCAGUACAAACAGCACAUUGCAUUACUCCACCUGGUUUUCACUUAUGUUUACAUGUUAACUUGUUAGCUCGUCAAAUUAGCUUUUAGUGAAGAUAUGAAAUUACUCUUCAUUGCCUGCCUCAGCCCCAAAACUGGGAACCACACUACAGCUGAGCGAAUAAGGUCCCACAUUGAGUCAGCAGGACACACGUGUGAGCUGAGAGAUGCUGCAGAGUUUCAGUCUCCUGCUCAGGUGGCAAACUUAGUGUCUGCAAAUCCACCAUUCGAGGCUGCACUGGCCAUUCAUCUGUUCAGAGCAGGCAGACUCCUCUUAGACAUCCACGUACCCUUUGGCGUUAUCUUUGGCGGAACAGACAUAAAUGAAGAUGUGAAAGUUGAGCAGAAGCGUGUGGUUAUGGAGCAGGUGCUGCUGAAAGCCAGGUUUGCGGUUGCAUUUACUGACAAACUGAAAGAAGAGGCCGAGUUAUUUUUGGUUUCCCAGAGCAGUAAAAUUUAUGUCCAGCCUCAAGGUAUCCAGACGGAGGUGACUGAGAAGUUCUGCUGGGCUGAGUUCUUGAGGAGUUCAGGUGUAAGCAGCGAGCAUGCGGAUGAGCUGCGUGUCUUCCUGCUGGUCUGCGGCCUCAGAAGAGUCAAGGACCCUCUCUAUCUGCUCAAGGUUUUUUCAGAGUGGCACCGCGAGAAUCCGCUGAAUGUGUUUGUCAUUAUCGGGCCGAAGAUUGAUCCCGUACUUACUGUUGAAGUGGAAGCUGUCGUUCAAAGAACAGCAGGGGUCUUCUUGGCCCAGGAGAGGAGCCAACAGGAGCUUCAUGCAGCGAUGAAAAGGUGCUUCGCUGUGGUCAACAGCUCCGUCUCGGAGGGCAUGUCAGCAGCCAUCUUGGAGGCCAUGGAUCUCGAGGUACCCGUGUUAGCCAGGGACAUUCCAGGAAACGCAGCCGUGGUGCAGCACGAGUCCACCGGCCUGCUGUACUCGUCUCCUCAGGAAUUUGUGCAUCAGUCUCAGAGGCUGGUGUCAGAUCAUGAGCUGAGAGAGAGGGUGGUGAGGAACGGAAAACUCUACGUGGAAGAGCAUCACAGCCUGAAACAGGAGAGAGAAACCUACCGGCGGCUGGUCGACACUCUGCUCUGAAUGUGAGGUGACAGUGUUCAGCCCCACUCUGUGUACUUUCUCAGGGACUUCAGAGAACAGAGCAUUACAUUUAUUUACCUAACAUAUCGCAGGUGUCUUUGUUCGCACCCUUUUAAGAAAAAUCAGCCUGCAAAGGUGUCUGUACAAAAUAAUCCUCUUUUAUCUGCACUGCCUGAUUGAAAUUAUGCUGCAGAGCACUUUGAACCAAAGCUAGAGAGUAGAAAUGCUUGUUUGUCUUGUUAAUAUAUUUUAUGUAUUUGAAAUUGAUGAUGUCUUGUUGUAUAUGGUUUGGUUUAAAUAUGCAAAGAUGGGCUCUCUGUUCAUUCAUUGUAAUUAAUAAAAGAGGAAAAUAACA